This is a messenger RNA of Lactuca sativa (garden lettuce), 2570 nucleotides long. Its product is annotated as calcium-dependent protein kinase 26. Gene Ontology annotation, molecular function: protein kinase activity; calcium ion binding; ATP binding. Gene Ontology annotation, biological process: protein phosphorylation. NCBI's taxonomy places the organism in Eukaryota, Viridiplantae, Streptophyta, Magnoliopsida, Asterales, Asteraceae. The record is from RefSeq and is a predicted model, not a curated record.
CGCCCCCCCCCCCCCCCCCCCCCCCCUUUGGCCAUUCCUCCGACGUCCACCGCCCUCUGUCUUCUCAAUCCUUUCCGCCAUAGCUGCGCAUCGAAAUCUGCAAAAUGGAGACUAGACGAGCGAUGUUCAAAUUCCAAAAAGUUAUAUCUACGAAUAACGACACACAUUCCCUUUUCUAAGCUUUUCUUAUAAGAACCUGAUAAAACCAUAUCAACAUAACUUUUCGAUCAUACCCUGCAAUCCUGUGUUCUUUUUCCAUCAAAUGCACAUUAUAUUCACCUAAAUAUUCUCAGAUUCGGGUUCUUUUUUGUGAUUUUCGUGGAAAUAAUCCUGCUCUUGGAAAACUUUGUGGGUAAAGCUUAUUCCUUUUUUGAUCUGUUGCUUCAUACCAAAAAAAAAUUGUUGACAUUUCGUAACAGGAUUGAUUGAACAUAAUAGGGCUUUAUUCGUUUGGGGGGUUUUGCACACCAACUGUUUGUUUAAAUUUCAUAUUCACUGCAUCCUUUUCUAAAAGUGGUAAGUGCGUCGAUACUUGAAUUUGAAAGGUCAUAGUAUGCAUCUCUCUACCUUUUGGAUAAAACUGGGUUAGAUUUAGAUGGGUAAUUGCUUAAAGGGUUUAUGCUGGCGUCAAUCACAGCCUCCACCCAAGAUUGAACCGGAUUUAGCAGACAAUCAAUCACAAUCUAAAGAUCCUCCACCCACUCAACAAACACCUCCACAACAUGACAUAAUCACAGAAAAAGAUCAUGAACACGAACACGAAUCUAAACAAGAAAUCAAAGUAGAGACAAAGCCAUCCAGAAAAGUUUCAUUAGCGAAGCAACAAAGCAAACACACACAAUCUGUCAAAAAGCCUCAAGAAGUGAAAAGAUUGUUAAGUGUAGGGCUUCAAACCAAUCGUGUCUUAAAAACCAAAUCCGGGAAUCUAAAAGAUUUAUACCUUUUGGGUAAGAAACUAGGCAAUGGUCAAUUUGGCACAACAUAUCUUUGCAAAGAGAAGUCAACCAACAAAGAGUUUGCUUGUAAAGCAAUUGCAAAAAGAAAACUCCUCACAGAUGAAGAUGUGGAAGAUGUUAGAAGAGAAAUUGAAAUCAUGCAUCAUAUAUCAGGACACCCGAAUGUAGUUUCAAUCAAAGGAGCUUAUGAAGAUGCAGUAUCAGUUUAUUUAGUUAUGGAACUUUGUGGUGGAGGUGAAUUGUUUGAUAGAAUUAUAGAAAAAGGUCAUUAUUCAGAAAGAAAGGCAGCUGAUCUUGCGAAAACCAUUGUUAGUGUGAUUGAAGCUUGUCAUUCUCUUGGUGUAAUGCAUAGAGACCUUAAACCUGAAAACUUUCUAUUUGUUGAUAACCAUGAAGAUUCAAUUAUGAAGUCCAUAGAUUUUGGAUUAUCGACUUUCUUUAAACCUGGACAAGUUUUUACAGAUGUGGUUGGAAGCCCUUAUUAUGUUGCACCUGAAGUUUUGCUUAAAGAUUAUGGUCAAGAAGCUGAUAUUUGGAGUGCAGGUGUGAUUAUUUAUGUUCUUCUUUGUGGGGUCCCUCCAUUUUGGGCAGAAUCAGAGAAUGAUAUAUUUGAAGAGGUUUUGAAUGGUAAAGUUGACUUCAGUAUUGAUCCAUGGCCUAAAAUAUCAGAAAGUGCUAAAGAUUUAGUUAAAAAAAUGCUUGUUAGAGAUCGUAAAAAACGGAUAACUGCUCAUGAAGUUCUUUGCCACCCUUGGAUCAGUGUUGAUGGUGUUGCUCCAGAUAAGCCUCUUGACUCUGCAGUGUUGACUCACUUGACUCGGUUUUCUGCCAUGAACAAGCUUAAAAAACUUGCUCUUAGGGUGAUUGCAUCAAGACUUUCAGAAGAAGAGAUUGCUGGUUUAAAACAAAUGUUUAAGAUGAUAGAUACAGACAACAGUGGAUACAUCACUUUUGAAGAGCUCAAAGAUGGAUUAAAAAGUUAUGGUGCUAAGCUUGAAGAGUCUGAAAUUCAUGACCUAAUGCAUGCUGCGGAUAUUGACAACAAUGGUAGCAUCGACUAUGAAGAAUUUGUAGCUGCAACUUUGCAUUUCAAUAAAGUUGAAAGGGAAGAUAAUUUAUAUGGUGCUUUUUCAUAUUUUGAUAAAGAUGGAAGUGGUUAUAUAACUUUGAAUGAAAUCCAACAAUCGUGUAAAGAAUUGGGAAUAGAUGAUGCACAAGUGGAAGAAAUUAUCCAAGAAGCUGAUUUGAACAAUGAUGGGCAUAUUGAUUACAAUGAGUUUGUUGCAAUGAUGCAAAAUGGAAGUGGAACUGUUGGAAGGAAAGAACAAAAGAACAGCUUGAAAAUUGGACUUAGAGAGGGAUUUCCAGUUUCUUGAUAGAAAAGUUCCACUUUUUUUGUUUGUUUUAAGAUCAUUAUUCAUGAUCUUUGUAAAGUAUACAAGCAAAAUUUUCGAUAAUUUUUAUGUAAUCUAACAAAUUCUAGCAAAGAUUUUGAGAGCACAUAGAGUUGGCUAGUUGACACAGCUUGAAUUCAAGAAUGUAUCAUUUUUUUGUAUGUAAAUACAUGAUAUGAAAAGAUUAUUCAUGUGCAUCUAUAGUACUACAAUUUCUCAA